AUGGCAGCCCUCCGCUCUACCUCUCGCCUGCUUGGCCUCGCCUCGCCGUCGCGGGCAGCGGCGCUCCCGGCCGCAUUCGCGCGGUCUAUGGCGUCCGUAUCCAGCGCUCCCCUCGACGCAACGCCGACGAGCAGCAGCGACACGCGCAUCAAGACCUUCCAGAUCUAUCGGUGGAAUCCCGACACGCCGACCGAGAAGCCCAGGAUGCAGAAGUACGAGCUGGACUUGAACAAGACCGGGCCCAUGGUCCUCGACGCCCUGAUCCGGAUCAAGAACGAGCAAGACCCCACCCUGACGUUCCGCCGCAGUUGCAGAGAGGGCAUCUGCGGCAGCUGUGCCAUGAACAUCAACGGGACGAAUACCUUGGCGUGCUUGUGCCGCAUUCCUACCGACACGAGCAAGGACACGAAGAUCUACCCUCUACCCCACACAUACGUCGUGAAGGACCUCGUCCCGGACUUGACGCACUUCUACAAGCAAUAUAAGUCGAUUAAGCCCUAUCUCCAAAGAGAUACUCCCGCGCCAGACGGCAGGGAGUACCGGCAGAGCAAGGCCGAGCGGAAAAAGCUCGACGGGUUAUACGAGUGCAUCCUGUGCGCAUGCUGCUCGACGUCGUGCCCGUCGUAUUGGUGGAACUCGGAAGAAUACCUGGGCCCGGCGAUCCUGCUACAGUCAUUCCGCUGGCUGGCGGACUCGCGCGACGAGCGCAAGGCCGAGCGGAAGGCCGCCCUCGACAACUCGAUGAGCCUCUACCGCUGCCACACCAUCCUCAACUGCACGCGCACCUGCCCCAAGGGCCUCAACCCCGGUCACGCCAUCGCCCAAAUCAAGAAGGAGAUGUCGUUCUGAUAGGCUAGGCCCGACGGGGCGGGGGGGGGAGAAACCAGGGACGUGCAGUCGAGAGGGAGGAGGGGGAAAAAUGAGCUAUGGGAAUGGAGGCUGGGAGGGAGGGGAGUAUGGGGCCCUACGAGGAUACAGGUCGCGGGGUAUGAGCUUGCUACUGCUAUUUGCUACUACCCUUACUGCUGCUACAUGGGAUGGGCUCGCGAGAGGACGACGCGGAGAAGAGAAACAGUCGAGCACGGGAAUAGGGAUGCGGGAUGCGGCCGACGACAGGCAAAAAAAACACUGUACAAAGGUCUUUUUCUCGACGAGGUUUACGUGUACGCUACAUGGCGCGGCGGCCUCCCUUCCUCCCUCGCUCACCCCCUUCUGUCGGGAGGCUGUCUAGGGCGGGAGAGGAGCGAGUCGGUUGGGCUACG
Molecule: messenger RNA, 1262 nt
Organism: Durotheca rogersii
Lineage: Eukaryota; Fungi; Ascomycota; Sordariomycetes; Xylariales; Xylariaceae
Product: succinate dehydrogenase ubiquinone iron-sulfur protein-like protein
Exons: 3
Coding region: 1-849 (282 amino acids)
Biological process (GO): respiratory electron transport chain; aerobic respiration; tricarboxylic acid cycle
Cellular component (GO): mitochondrial membrane
Molecular function (GO): 2 iron, 2 sulfur cluster binding; electron transfer activity
Source: RefSeq, a predicted model, not a curated record